AAACUCUAUGCUAAACAGUUCACAUGCAUUAUCUUAUUUUCUACCAUGACAACCCUAUAGGUAAACACUAUUAUCAAUUCUACAUUUGAUACUGAAGCUCAGAAAUGUUAAAUAACUGGCUCAUGGUAAGCUACCACUCUGGAAUCAAAAUUAGACAUGAGUUCAGACCCAGUUUUCUCAACCAUCAUGCAAUACUCCUACUGUCUUUAUCAAUAAUAAUAAUUGCUGCUCCUAUGUAUUUAGCAUGUACCAUGUUCCAAGCCUGGUGCAUAUUUUACAUUAUUACAAGUAUCUGAACUUAAUCCCCAAAACAUUUACUGCCCAUGAGUGGGUAUUGUCCCCGCCCUCUCCCAUCACUUUGUGACCAUGGAUAAGUUAUUUGACCUCUCAAACUCAGUUUUUCAUCUAUAAAACAAGGACAAUCAGAAUUCACAGGGUUUCUGUGACAAUUCUAGAGACUAUAUAAAUCAUCUAGCACAGCAACUGUGCUCUGGAAACAAAUACACACGCCCUAUUCUGAAAACACCUUUGCACACAUGCAGGUGAAUUCAUUCAACAUUAGAGAAGCAAUUUGCAAGGUAACAUGUUAGAAAUAUCAUACACCAAACCCUGAAGAAAAUGCCUCAACUCUUUAUCAGCCCGAGCUAGGCGGAAGCACUUUCUUACAGAAUGAACCCAAGUUAGUUUGCAAAUGAAAGAAAAGGGGUCUUUCUGGUUGGCAUAUCUUACAAAGACCAGAUAUGGUCAGAGUGCCUCCAAAGAUGAUUCCAAUAGCCCACAUGUAUGCAGGAGUGUAUCUUCCUAUAAUAACCCAGGUUGGCCUGGAACUUGCGAUUCUCUUGCCUCAGCCUCUUGAGUGCUGGUAUUACAGGCAUGCACCACCAACCCUGACUAAAGGAGUAUAUUUUCCUAAGCAAAAGUCACACAUAGCUCAAGAAGUAGGUUAUGUUUUCUUUAAAUUAAAGUUUAAUGUACGUACAAUAAAGGGCCCUAAUCUUAAGUGUACAUUAGAUGAUUUUUUUAUAUGUGGUUACACCCAUUUCACCCACCCCAGUCAAGAUAUGGACAUCUUGCAGCACCCCAUAAAGUUUCCUCUAACCCAGAGUGAUUUAAAUUCAACAAUGAGCACCUAAAAUAAGAAUUGAAAACCAGAAAGCAAGCAGACAACUUAAAAAGCUGGGCAACUAAAAGGAUGGAUUUAGGGAAGGAUAUUAAUAAGAAGAGGACAAACCCUGCUUUUGUCUUCUUUAGAAAGGUGGGAGCAGAGUGCUUCCUCAAAUUCACCAUUAGUGUUCUGAUCCUCAAAAUGACCCCGCUGUAUAGUCUGCUUAAUCCUCUUUUAGCACGACAGGAAACAAACUGCAGCACCAGGAAACAAUCACAUACAAGGUUUGGGAGAAUACCUUCACCCAAAGCAGGAGAACAGGUUCCAGUCUGCCCAGCAAAUCCCGCCACGUGGCAGAGGGACAGGGCAGGGCCUGGCAUCAGGUUACCAGGCAGUGCAGCUAACACCUGCUGGUAUAAAAGCUCAGGCCAGCUGUCCCGGGCACGGGUGCUGAACCCGCGGCGCGUGCUUUGAAUUUCCUGGAAGCUGUGUGCCUCCCCGGGUGGGCGACCCGGGCAGAACAGGGCGAAGUCACCUGACAUUGUUUGGAGAAGCAAUUUACAAGUUUGCAGGUGGAGCAUAAAAGCUACACGUUCCGAAGUGCACGCGAGAACGGAGUUGAGACAGGACAGGAGGAAAACAAUGUUCCAUCACUGAAAAACAGUUUACAAUAGGGGCGUAAGUUUCAGUUUGCCCUGUCCCGGGGGAGACAAACGAAACAGAAAGGACCAGAAAGUGCUGCGCUCUGCACGGCUCGCUGACAGUUGGGGUGCAUCUGUGUGUUGCAGGCAGACUGUCUUCACAGAGGGUCGCCCCGACCCCCGCACCUGCCUCCCAUGUGGUGCCUGGAGCGGCUCCUUUGGGGCAGGGAUCGGAUCCUCCGGACUCGCGCCCACCGCUCCAGGGCGCGCUCUCCCGCCGCGUGCGCGAACGUGCUCACCCCGGACCGCAUCCCCGAGUUCUGCAUCCCGCCGAGGCUCGCGCCCCGCUUGGCCCUGGAUGCUCUCCGGAACUCUUGUUGUGAAGAGGCCAGGAUGGAGGAGGGUGCGAGCCGCACCGACUGGGACCCGCGCUCGCAGGCAGCGCUGUCGCUGCCGCACCUACCCCGCGCCCGCACCGCCUACGGCUUCUGCGCGCUCCUCGAGAGCCCGCACACACGCCGCAAGGAGUCGCUCUUCCUCGCGGACCCCGCGCCGCGCCCCCGAGCCCGCACCUACGGCGGCGGCGGCGGCGGAGACGCGCUCCUCGCGCCCCCGCGGGCCCCGCACGCAGCCCCGGCCGCUCCCUGCCCGCCCCGGGACAUGCCCGUCCCAAGGCCUCGCCACCGCCGCCGCCGCCGCCUCCUGCGCGCCCCCGACGGGCUGCUCAGCCGCGCGCUGCGGGCCCGGAGGAGUCGCGGCCCGGCCCGCGCCCGCUCGGUCUCCAGCGGGGACGGCGACGACGGCGACGAGCGCGACGCCCGCGCGCGGUCCCCGACCCCGGCCGCCGAGCGCCUGGAGCCCGAGGGCGCCGAGGCCCUGGACGCCGACUUCUGCGCGCGUGGCGGGCGGCUCCGCCUGCGGCUGCUGCGCACCAAGAGCCCGGCCGCGGGCGCCCCCGAGACCCGAGCCUCCGGCCGCCGCCUCCGCCUGGGCCUGCGGCCGCCGGGCACCACGCGCGAGCAGCACCGCUUGGUGCUCGGCCCGAGUCGCGGGGCCGCUCUGGACUCGGACUUGUGCUGCGAGGCGGCCGCGGGGGACCCGGUGUGCCGCCUGACCGUGCGCGUCCCGGCCGAGGACACGGGCCGCCCGCUGGGCCGGCGCUCGCUUCUGCUGGGCUGAGGACCAGCCCGCCAGGGACUCGCACACUGACCGCCGCUCCGUACAAAAUAAACGUGUUUUUUUCUAA
Heterocephalus glaber (naked mole-rat) is the source of this 2992-nucleotide messenger RNA. NCBI's taxonomy places the organism in Eukaryota, Metazoa, Chordata, Mammalia, Rodentia, Bathyergidae. The record is from RefSeq and is a predicted model, not a curated record.